GGGGAGGGAGGGCCGCGGGGCGGGGCGGGGAGCGGAGAGCGGCCGCCUCCCCCCCCCUCCGCUCCGCUCCGCGCUCCGCUCCGCGCCCGCCGACGGUGCCGCUGCCGGUGGCGGUGGCGGUGGCCGUGCCGCCGGGUCCCGGCACACCCCCCUCCCGGCACGGCACGGCACGGAGCGGCACGGAGCGGGCCGCCCCCGCGGCCCCAUGGCCGGGCAGGAGUGGGACUGGUUCCAGCGCGAGGAGCUGAUCGGGCACAUCAGCGACAUCCGAGUGCAGAACCUCCAAGUGGAACGGGAAAAUGUACAGAAGAGGACCUUUACCAGAUGGAUAAACCUGCAUUUGGGAAAGUGCAAGCCGCCUCUGAAAGUGAAAGAUUUGUUUAUGGAUAUACAAGAUGGCAAAAUCUUGAUGGCGCUGCUGGAAGUCCUGUCAGGACAAAAGCUGAUGCACGAGUAUAAGUCUUCAACCCAUCGCAUUUUUCGUUUGAACAACAUAGCCAAAGCACUUAAGUUCUUGGAGGACAGCAAUGUAAAACUUGUUAGCAUUGAUGCAGCAGAAAUAGCAGAUGGAAAUUCCUCUCUGGUACUUGGGCUAAUAUGGAACAUAAUCUUGUUUUUUCAGAUUAAGGAGCUGACAGGCAACCUCAACAGGAACUCCUCCUCAUCCAGCCUCUCGUCCGGGCCCAGCGGGCCAGAGUCAGACACGUCUCACCCCAGCACUCCCAACGUGGAGAGGAACAUGUCUGUCACGGUGAAAGACCAGCGGAAAGCCAUCAGAGCCCUUUUAAUCUGGGUCCAGAGGAAAACCAGAAAGUAUGGUGUUGCAGUUCAGGACUUUGCCAGCAGUUGGAGGAGUGGCCUGGCUUUCCUGGCUGUCAUAAAAGCCAUAGACUCCACUUUGGUAGAUAUGAAGCAAGCACUGGAGAAAUCAGCUCGAGAAAACUUGGAGGAUGCUUUCAGCAUUGCACAAAAUAAGCUGGGUGUUCCUAGGCUCCUAGAGCCGGAAGAUAUAAUGGUGGAAUCCCCCGAUGAGCACUCUAUUGUGACCUAUGUGGCGCAGUUUCUGGAACACUUCCCUGAGCUGGAAGGCGAAGACUUUGCAGAUCCUGACAAGGAGCUUCCAAUUGAGUCCACAUAUGUUCACAUCAAAGACACACCUUCAGAAAAGGAAAGCAAAAUCUUGAUUUUAAGUGAAAGUGAAGAAAACAUGUAUACUGUUAGUCAUGAAAGGAGUCACCCUGCUCCUCCAAAGGUUCAUAUUCAUGACACCCCUGAGAGAAUCCUGUCAGAAACCGCUCCUGAAGAAUGUAAUGGCAAAUUGAGUCAAGUGUUAGAUGAUUCACAGGAAACCUCAGAAGAGGAGCCUCAAAGGCCUACCUCGCUGAACAUUACAGGAUCUAUCCGCUUUGAAUCCAAUUCAUCCCAGCAAAUGCUUAGUGAUAAAUUGAUGCCAGGUGAAGGGGACAUGUCUGAUGACCCACUGAAACAGAAUGAUGACUUUUCUCCAGCUGUUCUGACAGACCAGAAAAAUUCUGUUGACUCUUUUGAAGACUACUCUGAAGAAUUAACUAAAGAAACCUAUACUGAAUACGACAAUGAAACUAAGAGCCUUUCAGCCAAUACUUCUUCUUUAAGCCCACUGUCCUGGACUUCAGGUAUACUUACAGAUGAAUCUAUAAAUAAAGUAGAAGAGAGCAAGCCCCAAAUUCCAAUUCUUUUACCAGAAGAUAGCUCGAAACAAGAAGAUACACAUAAGUAUGUUCUCCAUCUUCUAAAUGAGGAAGUACUGAAACUGCCAGAAAAUGAACAUGCAAAGCAAUCGCCUGUCUUUGAGACAACAGAAUCUAACCACUGUUCAGUGAAUGGUUCUAAUCUUGAAAGCCAAGAACUAUCUACACUGCUAGAAACAUCCGAUGACUCUCUCUCAGAUGUGCCCAAAAACGCAGAGGACCUUGACAGCUAUGAUGAAGAUGAGUCUUCAGCGGAAGUGCUACCCAGUUCUUCAAAAGUAUCAGUAAUACCCCAUGAUCUCUUCUAUUAUCCACAUUAUAACGUUCCCAUAUCAGCAGUUCUGGAUGCUUAUGUUGAGCCUUGUCUCGAAGGUUAUGAUACUGAAAAUGAAAACUCUUGUGAAACAGUAACAGAUGUUUUACAUGAGGAGGGGAUACCAGCACAGGACUACUUGGAAGAUGCUCCAGAGCCAGGCUUAGGGAAUAACCUAGGAGUUCCUGCACCAGAAAUGGAUACUGAGAAUGGAGAGGAGGAAACAAUAGAUAUUAAUGGUCAUGGGAAUUCUUCCUAUGAAGAAGAAGUACUAUUACUAGUAGAAGAAUUAGAAAAUGAAAAAGAUGGCCAAAAGGCCACCAGCGAUGAAGAUACCACAGUUCUACAACAUUCUGAGGCUGUAGAUUUCAACCAUCUAGAUGAUUUAGCAACAAUGGGAAAGAUACUGAAAGAAAGUAGUAACAGGGAGGAAAAAAACAAAAAUAUGAUAAAAGCAGAAGACUUACAGAUCUCAAAAGCUGGGACUACUACUCUGUUACAAGAUGAACUGGAAGAAAUUGCUAAUUGUCAUGAAUUUUACAGAACUAGUGACAAUGAUUCCAACAUUUAUCUCCGACAAAGGCUUCCUAAUACUUCUGAGAAGGAAAUCUUUGGUGAAAACAACCAGACGAUGACAGAUGUAAGUGAAAAUCUACCAAUCAUCAGGAAUAAAAAAGACAUGGAAGCAAGUGAGACUCCAGCAUCUCCUCACCAGGCUCCGAGUGUUGAUCAGUCAGAGAUGUUCUAUUUCAUCAUUUUCCUCUGGUUGCUGAUCUACUGCUUUUUAGUCGUUCCACAGCUUCUUAGCAGCAAGGUUUGAUCUCCAUGAGGUGUGGAAAAAUAAAAGACAGUGGCCUGAUUGCUUAGUGUAUCUGCAUAUGAGUAUGUACCUUCAGGUGAAGCACAAACAGAAACGUAGGACCUGGUAUUUGUGUUCACUAUCAGGUUCUCCUCAGUUCCCCUGCUGUUGUGCUAUGACAGUGUCGAAGCACAUUUUAUAUUACGACAACUGUGUAAAUAUAUAUAAAAAUGACCUUAUUUAGUAGCUGCGAUUUUGUACAUUUGUGCCUUGCUUUAUAAGAUGCUAAAUAAAAAUGGAUAAUUAUCAGUAGAAAUAUGAACAAUUCAGAGCUCUAGUCUUCAAAAAUAAUUCUUCUGGCUUCAUUCACUUAGGUAGGGCCCAACAGCUCUGAAGAUGUGUUGUUGGCUUGCCCAUGAAUCUGGCCCACCUGCAAGGGAUGAUUGAGAUGCUUGAGAUGCAUUUUCACAUUUUCCACAGAGUUCUUUGGGAGAGAUGGAGGUAGAGCAGACUUGGAGAUGGUGAAACUUGCUCACCAGAGGAACUGACUGUAGUGCUAAUGGCAAGCCAGUGGAGCAACAAAGUCAGGUGGAUGGUUUAUUUGUGGAGGGGGGAUAGGAAUUUACUUUUAUACUGCAUCUGUUAUGUUUAGUUUGCAGGAAAAAAUUGGGUGUGGAGAAGUGUGAAGAAUAUACAGGCUAGUGGCUGCUUAGGAGGGAAUGUAACGGAAGUCUUCAUCUAGAGAUUUCUGUAGAGAAUACCUGAAGAAGUUUGCUUUUUGUAUGUUACUGAUGAUGGCCAUCUUUGAAAAGCUAGUCAAGAAACUUUAUUUGCAGGUAUUUAAAAACCUUCUUGUAGUCAGGUCAUCUGCUGGUGAAAUCCUAACUGCCCAUCACACUUCAUUCUUCUUUGUAAGCUUUUUUUUUUUUUUUUUUUAAGAGGAGAAAUUAGCAUGUGAUAGCAAUAGUGCAUGGUAGGAUAUCCUAAGCACAGACAGGAAUUCGGAAUCUCUUUCAUUCAAUAGAAAAUUGAAGUCUUUUCUGUUCUGUCCUGAUUAGAGCUGGAUUCACCCCUUGAACAUAAAAAGUAGAUCCUUUGUGCUUGGUGAGCAACAGAUCCAAACUUCGAAACUUAAUUUAGUGUAAACCAACAUAAGUAAAAAAAAAAAAAAAAAAAGUCUUUUAUCUUUCCAGUGAAAAUUUUCAACAUUUUGAGUCUUCUGAUUUUGUUGAUGAAGACAGUAAUACUUUCUUCCAAAAUAAAAUCUAUUUUAGAAUUUUUAAAGAUUUUUUCUAAAAUAUAACAUUGAAAUUUUAGGAAUAGUGCUUUUUCUCUGAAAAUAAAUAAUCUUAAUACAAAAUUCUUAUCCUGAAUACCAUGGCACCUAUUUAAUAGCAGGAACUAGCAACGUACAGUAUAUUGGAGCAACAGUGUAGAGAGCUCUUCACUAUGUGCCAGUCUUCAGAGGCUCCCUUGGUUUAUGACAACUCUUUCUUUGUAUUUUUGCAUCUCUUCCUUUGUUUCUUCCAUGAUUCUUAUUCUUCAACAGAGAUCAUCUGGAGUUGGAUUACAGCCUCUUCAUUGAACUUUGCAGUUGUCAAAGUUCAAUCAAGGAAAAUAAGUUUCCUUCUGUCUUCUCUCCCUCCUCCCAAGAAAAUUAAUGAGAAGAUCUUUGGAUGUCUCUUAUAAACCACUCAUAUCCGUAACAAAUAGAGAAGUGAAUGGCAUGCACUGAUGCUGGCAAUUUCAUUACACAAUAUUUUCUUUUAAGAAAGACAAAAACAAGGGUUUUCUUUCUUCCCUCCUACUGAUGAUUAACGGCUGAAACAGCAUGCAGCGAUUGUCUUGAUAAUUUCACCCAAUGUUUAAACUGAAGUGUGCUUGCCAGCCAGCCUAGCCCAUGAAAAGUUGGAGAUUGUGUCUUCCAUGUAAAAUCAAUGAAAAUAAUAAGUACAUGAUACUUGGUAUUUGGCUGCUUUGUAUAUGAUAUAAUACAGAUAUAACAGAAGCAGUCUACCUUAGUCAGCCAUUGCAUGUGUAAGAAGAUCCAGAAUAGAGUUAUGAGUGAUUAUGCUGGUAUGGUCAGCUGUGCAUGAAAAGAGACUGAACUCUCCGGGAGUUCUGACAUUAUCUGGACCUGCAAGAAAAGACACCUGCAUGAGCAGCAGCUUCUCCCACUUACAAGGACUUGUGAGCCUGCAUCAUUCUUCCACAGUGCAAGAUCCAUCUCUCACUGCAAGUACCCUGUUCUGAAACUGUUGCUCCUUUUUGGACUGGGUGUCUAGCUUACAGUCUAAAAGCCUGACUGUGAAGCACUCACUGCAGCAAAACCCAUUUUAAUAUGCUGGCUAGAAGACCGUCUUGAGGCAUCUGAGUUUUUAAAGGCUGGUGGGCGAUCUUUUAUCUAUCCAUUUUUUCUGACAGAUCUGUGCACUGUCUGAAUAAGGAAGUUUUUCCUGAAAGGCCUGGGGUUUUGAAGACUACUAAAGUUGAACUGAUCUCAUGUGAUACUUUGGCUUGGUAGCAGAAUUCAGACAUAUAUGGGUACUGAUCUGUUAAGUCCAUGUCGGUGUGCUCAGGUGGCCAAGAAGGCCAACAGCAUCCUGGCUUGUAUCAGGAAUAGUGUGGCCAGCAGGAUGGGGGAAGUGAUUGUCCCUCUGUACUUUGCUCUGGUGAGACCGCACCUUGAGUACUGUGCUCAGCUUUGGGCCCCUCACUGCAAGAAGGACAUCGAGGGGCUGCAGCGUAUCCAGAGAAGAGCUGCUGAAGGGUCUAGAGAACAAGUCUUAUAAGGAGCAUCUGAGGAAACCAGGAUUGUUUAGCCUGGAGAACAGGAGACUCAGGGGAGACCUUAUCAUGCUCUACAACUGCCUCAAAGCAGGUUGUAGUGGGGUGAGGGUCAGUCUUCUCUCCCAAGUAACAAGUGAUAGGACAAGAGGAAAUGGCCUCAAGUUGCACCAGAGGAGGUUUAGGUUGGAUAUUAGGAGACAUUUCUUCACGGAGACGGUUGUGAGGCAUUGGAACAGGCUGCCCAGGGAAGCGGCUGAGUCACCAUCCUUGGAGGUAUUCAGAAGACGUGUAGAUGAGGUGCUUGGGGUCAGGGUUUAGUGUUGGACUUGGCAGUGCUAGGUUAACAGUUGAUGACGGAGGUCUUUGCCAACCUAAAGGAUUCUGUGAUUCUGUGAUAAGACCGGUUCUUGUUGAGCAAACGUAUGGAUAGCAGAGUAUUGGAAAGUGCAAGUGUUGGGAAGUGUCUGAGGAUUACUGGAUAAGGGUGUGUGGUGUUCACAAAAGCACCAUUACGGACUGUGAGACAGCUAUAAGGGGAUGGUUCAAUGUUAUUGUAGUUGGGUAACUUCACUGCAAAGUGUUUCAUUGCAGUGAAUUUUAUAGAAAGUGCAAGAAGAGGUAUAGGAUUAAAGACAGAACAUCGCUAGACAUUUAUGGGGCAAGUGUCUUAGAGCUGAAGAAAUGGGUUAAACAGUCACAAAAUGAAAUGAACAGAGCCUUUGCCAAAUGGUAGGACAUUAUCAGUGCAAAGACGGGGCAAGUACAGAUUGCAGUAAAAAAAUGACAAUCACUUUUCAAUGCCAUGAAUAUUUUUGAUAGAUUGAGCUCUAAAAUGUAUUUUUAUUGAGUUUCUAGAUUGUAAUGAAUGUGUCUACAGAAUUUUAUGCAAAGCUUCAGAGUUCAGCUGUUUUAAAAAGAUUUUUUUAUAUAGCAGUGAUUAUUUUAUCUAUAUAUUUAAUAGAACUGUAAAACCAUUUUAAGAAUACCUGUAAAAUUCUGUGUAUGUGAUAUGAUUAUUUAUUGAUUAUGACUCAUGAGAAUGAACAUCGAGCUAUGCAUAGGUUGCAUCAUCCAUUUGAAAACUGGAAACUGCAAAGAGAGGAAGAGCUCUUAAUGAACAGCAGACUUGAAAAACAUGGGAAAUUGUUUGAGUACAAUUGUGUGAUUCUUCAAGCCGCAUAGCAAUAUAUUAUUUUGUGAUGUUAACUUUCAGCUAAAGUUGCAAAAUAUACUGAAUGAUUAAGCUACUUUCUUCCAUUAAAACACUUCCUGAGGCUGAAAUUUCAA
Molecule: messenger RNA, 6919 nt
Organism: Anas platyrhynchos (mallard)
Lineage: Eukaryota; Metazoa; Chordata; Aves; Anseriformes; Anatidae
Gene: CLMN
Product: calmin
Biological process (GO): nuclear migration
Cellular component (GO): nuclear outer membrane; cytoplasm; meiotic nuclear membrane microtubule tethering complex
Molecular function (GO): actin filament binding
Source: RefSeq, a predicted model, not a curated record